AAGGUGUGUGCCCUAUGCUUUGAACUUAACUUCAUAGCUUCUUUUGGCAUCGAAUAAACCCGUCAAAGCUUGUGUCGUUUGGACAAAUCGUUAAAUAGACUGUGAAGCUGAAAUCUUUGGAUACAGUAAUUAGACAAGCAUUUACUGCCAAAUAGGAUCCAUACACAAAUGUCAUAGAGAGGGCUAGGGUUACCACUUUAAAGGAAAUGGUGAUGUAAAACGACCGACUGCUUGGAAUGGAGCAAUUUUUCUGACAGAGAAGAAUGGAAGAGUUAUGAUUGUCAAAGCGCUUAAUGAAAUUAACCACUAUCUAGGUCGAUCAGCUGAGCUUUAUCUUUUUAUCUAUAAUUAUGAAUUUCCGAGUGGCCCGUGGCUACUGCCGCGAUAAUCCCGUCCUACUGUUUUGACCCUUUUUUCUGUUAAAUAGUUCUACACGAUCCUCUCGUCAAAUGUUACGGUGAAAAUAUCCGAAUUAUGUGUUAAAUAUAUCUGAAAAGCUUUCGAAUAAUUAUCCCGUCGACAUUACCUAGAUUAUGAAAAGACCCAAGAGUUCUGUAGUUCAAGAUAAUCGUUUGCUUUUGAAGUUCUAGGGAGCUAACUUUCUCCAGUAUCGAUCACAGCGGUGUGAUGUGACGCGUCCUGUGGAUUACGGGUAUAGGAGGCAGGUAUUUAGUGAGGACCAGACAAUAGACAGCAACGUUUGAGCUCUGUCCCUUCAUUCAAGAAGAUGGUCCCCAGACACCUAGAUCACGUGAUACAGAAGACAAUGACGAGAGCAGUUCUUAUUUUCUUUUCCCUGGAAUUCAUUAAAGUCGUUUUAGGAGCGGUUCCUCCCGGGGGCAUAGAGGGACUGUGGAUCACGGAUUUGAAUCUCAAGGACAAGGUCAAGGACGAUGCGUACCUGUGGAUGCGCACGGCGGUCAGCAGGGUGCAGUGUGCUCUGGAGUGCACGGCGGACGCGCGCUGUAUGUCGCAUUUCUACAAAGAAACCAGCACUACCUGUAUAGCUCAAGAUGUUCAACUUGACUCCAUCGACGUUCGGAACUCAUCUGGGUUUUUAGCUUAUGGAUUACAAACAGCAGCGAGUUGCGUGGCCCCCUUCCAGUACAACCGAGCAGCGAAUCUGUGUUUCUGGAUCUCUGACGUCAAGGGGAACCUGACGACGGCGCAGCAGGUGUGUGGGUCACACGGCGGAUCCUUGGCAACCAUCGACACGGUGGCCAAGCGUGACGCCCUGCUGGCCUACCCAAAUCUAAAUAAAGAUGGAUCAGGUAAUUUUGUUGCGUCAUAUCUGAUCGACGGAAGUGACGAAAUGAAUGAAACGGACUUCCGCUACAAAGAUGGAAGCGUUGUUCCCUCUGGUUUUUGGAUGGCUGGAUUUCCACAAAACAACUCAGCAGAAAAUUGUAUUCAUUUCCCAACAUGGUCAAAUGGACUUUUUAUGAACUACGAGUGUGGCAAUAGUAAUUAUUAUUUCAUUUGUCAAAAGCCUUAAAUUCUCUCUCUCUCUCUCUCUCUCUCUCUCUCUCUCUCUCUCUCUCUCUCUCUCUCUCUCUCUCUCUGUAUUACCGUACUGCUUUAUUACAUAGAACAUGUCAACUGGGUACAUGUAUGGAGAGGACACAUAGAACCGAUGCCAUUGUUUAUAAUUUCAAUAAUAUACAUUGUAUUUAUGAACUGUCUAAAGAUACUAUUAAAUGUUUUAAUGCAGAAAAUGUGUAACGAGUUAAUCAGUAAAUUCAAAGAUCAAUAAUUCACUAAAGCUGAUUAACUUACAAACCAAUUUGAUUGGUAAGUGUACGUAAUUUUGUGAUCGCUUUGUACUUAAAAUGUUUGUUUUUUUUUUUCAUUAUACUUAUUGACGUGUAAUUGUUACCUUUGAAAGAAACAGAGGUGGGCAAUUGUUUGCAAAAUGCUUCUCUUUGUCUCCCUUAUUAUCAUCUAUAUAAAGAUUCGCCCAUCCCACGUGGCUUAUUUGUCCUCGUUAUUUCAAUGCUGUAUGUCUAUGUAUACUUUCUAUAGGGAUUAAACGAAUGCUAUUUAAACAGAUAUUUGUGAUUUGAAUUGGUAUACAUGAAAAGCAAUUAUUUGAAUUGUAUAUUACCAUUGGUUGAUUGGUGAAAUUGAUUGUUGUUCUGUUUCAUGGAUUACAAGCUGAAAUAAAAUAAAAUACAAACGGUA
Messenger RNA from Magallana angulata, 2181 nucleotides. RefSeq lists its product as uncharacterized. Bases 728 to 1495 code for a protein of 255 amino acids. Gene Ontology annotation, cellular component: external side of plasma membrane. Gene Ontology annotation, molecular function: carbohydrate binding. Lineage: Eukaryota; Metazoa; Mollusca; Bivalvia; Ostreida; Ostreidae. The record is from RefSeq and is a predicted model, not a curated record. Gene Ontology annotation, biological process: biological process involved in interspecies interaction between organisms. The transcript is spliced from 4 exons.